Molecule: messenger RNA, 3384 nt
Organism: Tetrahymena thermophila SB210
Lineage: Eukaryota; Ciliophora; Oligohymenophorea; Hymenostomatida; Tetrahymenidae
Exons: 3
Source: RefSeq, a predicted model, not a curated record
AUGGAAGUUUCUCUAGUUAAUUAAGAAAUGGAACAAAAAGAUGAUAUUUCAAUUGAAAGUGGUUAGCUAAGUUGUGAGUAAUUGGAUGCAGCUAAGGACAUCAAUCACAUGAUUUAGAAUAAGUAACCUGCUUUAGACGAUAAAGAAGCAGAAGAUGAAGAACCUAAAAGCUUUGUUUUUGAAGAAAUAAAUACAGAUAGAGUGCAGCAAAUUCUACAAGAAAAAUAAAAUGAAAAGCCUAAAAAGCAAUCAUCAGGAGAGAAAGAUUCUAUGCAUUAAAAUGGAAAUGAAGAUCAACCUCUUAGAUAAUUAUAAAGUGAUAUGAGAACAGAUGACUCUAAACCUUUGAGAGAAAGUGCUAAUACAUAGGUAGAUUUUGCUAAAAUGAGUAAUUGUUCUACUACAUGGGAAUCUAAUACUAAAGAUGAAACUUCAAUUACAUAAAAUUAAUCGAUUUCAAACACUAGCGGAAGCGGAUGGGGAGGAUAAUCUUAAAAUGAGUUAGUUCCUAAGUCAGAUUCUUCCUCUAAUAUAUGGGGAGGCAGUUAAAACUCUAUGGGAGCUUAAACAGAAAGUAAAUCAUCUUCUUCAGGAUGGGGUUCUAGUAAUAAAGAUAAAGUUAAUAAUGAAUCCGUUCAAUCUUCUAGUACAGGAGGAUGGGGAGCACAAAGCAAUGAUAAUACAUCAAGCUAAAAUAAUGAAGGAAAUGGAGGUGGAUGGGGAUCAUCUACCAAUAACAAUCCAUCAUCAUCAACAGCAGUAUGGGGAAGUUCUACUUCUGGAAAUGAAGAUAAUUCCAAUAAAAAUAACUCAGAAGGUGGAUGGGGUAACUAAUCUACUGAUAGCGGAGGAUGGGGUUCUUCAAAUGGCAAUGGAAGUAAUAAUAAUAAUAAUAAUAAUAACUCAGGCGGAGGUAGAUUUAAUAGAAAUAAUAACAAUAACAAUGGAAAUAAUGGAGGUGGAAGAAGAUUCGAUAGAAAUAACAAUAAUGGAGAAUCUGGAAAUGAUAACAAUGGAGGAUAAAGGAGAUUCAACAACAACAAUAAUAAUAGGAACUUUAACAAAGAAGGAGGAGAGAAUAAAAAUGGAAAUAACGGAGGAGGCUGGAAUAAGAAUAACAACAACAGAAAUGGCGGAGAACGCAAUAAUAAUGGUGGAGGGUUUUAAAACCAAAAUAGAAAUAAUUCAUUCAAAAAGACCAAUUCAAACGAAGGUUAAAGUAACAACUCUGGUGGUUGGAAUAGCUAAUCUAAUGAUAACUCUUAAUCUACAGGAGGAAGUGGCUGGGGAGCUUCCUCAAACGAUGCUAAUUAAAAUAAUACAACCACUUCUUCUAGUGGAUGGGGAUCUUCUACAAAUGAAAAUAAAAACAGUUCUGAAGCUUCUUCAGGUUGGGGUUCUUCGAAUACUAAUACAACAGCAAAUACAAACUAAACCAGUGAAUCUAGUGGAGGAUGGGGAUCUUAAUAAACUGAAAAUAAAUAAGAAUCUCAAUCAAGUAGUGGAGGUUGGGGAAACACUUCUGAUUAAACUCAAGGAGGAGGAGAUUCCUGGGGUUCAACAUCUACAAAUAAUAACAAUAAUAGCAAUACUAAUAAUAACAACAGAUUUAGAAAUAAUGGGAACAACAACUAGAAUAACAAUAAUAAUAGAUAGGGAGGAAAUAGAGCAUGGGGCUAAAAUAAAGAUUAGUAAGGAGGAAAGCAAGGAAACGGAAGUUGGGGAAACUCAAAACAAAAUAACGAAUAAUAAGCUAAUAAGAGUGAUUCUUAAGAUGGGUGGGGUAAUAAUAGUUCUAAUAAUGAAAAUUCUACAACAUCAGGAGGAUGGGGGAAUUAAGAAUCCUCAAAAAUAGAAAAUUCAACUUAGUCUGGAACUGGUGGAUGGGGCUCAUCUUUCUCUAAUAAUAACAACAGCUCUAGUGAAAAUAAUGGAGGAGGCAACAAUGGUAAAAAAUGGGGAGCAUCUGACAAUUAGAAUUAGGGUGAGAAUAAAAGAUAAGGCUCAUGGGGAAAUGGAAAUAAUAGAAACAACUCAAAUUAAAAUUAAGGAGGAGAGAGAUAAAAUUUUAGGGGAAAUAAUAAUAGAAAUAAUAAUAAUAAUAAUUCUUCUUUUGUAAAUAACAAUAAAUAAAAAAGUAACUCUGGGGAAGGUGGUUGGAAUAACUCUUCAGACAAUGCACCUUCAGUUUAAAGUGGAGGAGGUGGAUGGGGAUCUACUACUGAAGAUAACACUACAGUAUAAGGAGGUUGUGGGGGUGGAUGGGGUUCAUCUUAAGUAAAAGAAGCAGCAAGUACUUAAGCAACAACAACAUCAAGCUGGGGAGGUAAUAAUUAAGAUUCUUUAAAUAAUGAUAGCAAAUUACUCACUAAAAGACCCUCGAAAGACCCUAGACUGUAAGAAAAAAAAUAAACUCAAGUACUUAGUAUUAAUGAUAUGUCAGAAACAGAAGUUUAGGAGAGAAUAUUUGGUACUAAAAGAGUUAAAAAAAAUGAAGAAGGUGAAGAUUCCAUUCUUUAAGCUAAGUCUAAAAUUCCAUAAUUCAUAGAUUUAGAAAAAGAGGAAGAAGGAUGCUUUGCUAGAUUUUCUCCUUUGAUUGUUGAUAGGGAUACUGACAAGGAGUAUAAUCCUACAGGUAUACCUCUCGAUGAGUAGAUUUACGAAGGAUCAAUAAAUUAACUAAUUUCAAAUAAAGACACUAUAGAUCAAGAGGAUGGAGAUGAUGAUGAUCUAGAAAUGGCUAUAAUUAUUAAUCCAUAAAAAUUGUUGGAAAGUCAACUUAAAAAGUAUUAAACAUACUCCGGAUUUUUCUAAGUAUAUAAGAAAUAUCUUGUCCCUGAAAAGUAGUCAAUUCUUUGCGAACCCUGUGAAAACACAGCUUACAAUCUAUUUCAUGAUAGACUAGUAUACGUAAUACCUGAUGAGCCCAAGCGCUAUAACAUUCUAUGCUAGUUUAAUACAUUCAUGCCAUAUGAGUAAUAUAGACAUUUACCAUUGAUAUCAACACGUAACAGAACUUCUUAAUAGGAGCUUGGAUUUUUAGACUAUGAAACUGCUAUUGAAUCUAUCAAAAAUAUUUAAAUACAAGAAACUAAAGAGAGAAGAACUAUUUUCCCUUGCUGGGUUGAGUCUUCAUUACCAAACUAGCAUGUUGAGCUCAACAAGCUCGCUAAAUAUUUGCUUGAUAAAAAUAUGGUAGCAGGUUAUAACUACACCAACCAUGCUACAAUCAAUCUGAUGCAUGUGAAAUAAAUUUUUCCUGAUUUAGAAUAUGUCGAAUUACCUGAAUAGUCUGAAAACUAGAAAACAUCUCUUAUUUGCCUUAACACUCUUGAAGCAAGUAUUUACGACUCUUUUUGCCAAAAAAUACCUGCCUAUGAAUGA